AUGAUAGAGAAAAAAUAUAAUUUGAAAUACUGUUGUGAUGAUAUUUGUGUUUUUCCCAGCAUAACAUUAUCAAAUUAUUGUGAUUACAAACUUAGUGAGCAUUUCGGUCUAACCGCUAUAUCAACAUAUCAGCUUAAAACGAAUAAAGAGGAGCAUAAUAGUGAGCAAAAAAAAAAAGGGAAAGUUUAUUUGUAUAGACUCGUGGAAAAUACAAAUAAUAACCAAUUGGAAAGAGAAAGUGACUAUGCACUAAUUUAUGAGAAAAAUAUAAAUUACCAUAGCGGAGUUCUACAAUCAAGCUACCUGUUCGCAAAUGAUAACUUAAUGCUUGGCAGUAUAUGUGUCAAUGGGCUAUAUUUGUCAAAUGUAAGGGAUGGGAACUAUGAUAAAAUAGUUGCAACUAAAGAUGAAAAAAAUAACUCAGGCCUAUCUUUUGAUACACUAGAAAACAAAGUAGACAAAAUAUGUGUAUCAUUCAGUAAUGGAGAUAUGUCUUUUAUCUCAGAUGGCAAUCCAGUCAACUUUUGGAAAGCCCAUGAGUAUCACGUAUGGUCGUGUGCAUUCGCAGGAGAUGAAAAUAUAAUUACCACUGGUUCUGAUGAUUGCUCUUUUAAAAUAUGGGAUAUGAGAUCUAAAAAUUGUUCCCAAAAAAAUAAUAGAUCACAUUCUCAAGGUGUUACAGUGGUUAAAUUUGAAUCUCUCAGCAAAACUUUAUAUACUGGCUCAUAUGAUAACAAAAUUCGAAUUUUCGAUCUGAGAAAUAUUCAGGAUCCAUUACAAACAAUUGAUUUAAAAUCAAGCAUAUGGAGAAUUAAAUUUGCAUAUAAAAAUGGAUCUCUAAAUAAAUUACUUGUAGCAAUGUGUGACGGAGGAGCUCAAAUAAUAAAAAAAAUAAAAAACGAAUAUAUUUUCAAAGAAGGGAUAAAUAAUAAUAAUGAAUUAACCUACGGAAUAGAUGGGAUACAAAUUUUAGACAAUCAUGAAAAAAAAAAAAAAAAAAAAAUUUAUAUGUCUUGCUCUUUUUAUAAUAAAGAGGCUCAAUUGUGGUUUGAGUGA
Molecule: messenger RNA, 1056 nt
Organism: Plasmodium yoelii
Lineage: Eukaryota; Apicomplexa; Aconoidasida; Haemosporida; Plasmodiidae
Product: diphthine methyltransferase, putative
Exons: 12
Coding region: 1-1056 (351 amino acids)
Molecular function (GO): protein binding
Source: RefSeq, a predicted model, not a curated record